Cornus florida is the source of this 1733-nucleotide messenger RNA. Its product is annotated as E3 ubiquitin-protein ligase RGLG3. The coding region runs from base 286 to 1440 and encodes 384 amino acids. The record is from RefSeq and is a predicted model, not a curated record. The transcript is spliced from 12 exons. NCBI's taxonomy places the organism in Eukaryota, Viridiplantae, Streptophyta, Magnoliopsida, Cornales, Cornaceae.
UCCAGUCAAUUCCAAUUUGCACUGUUUUGUAGCGUACAUGAAAUGGAGUUCAACGCUUGCACGCAAGAAAAAGAAAAAAAAAAAAAAAACAGAAAAAAGCGCAAACUUUCAAAAAAAGAUGACGGAGAAAAAGAAACUCAGGCAAAACAAGGUCAACUCACUUCACAGCUCUAACCAUUAUAUAUGACCAGAAAGGCCGAGGGAUCUGUAGAUCACUUUGAAUUUCAUUUCUUCAUCCCUGUCAUCAGGUAUUUUGGUGAUUAAAGUAAGAAGCACCUCUAGAUUAUGGGAAACGCUGAAUCAGGAUACAGUGAUACUUAUGAAUCAACUUCAUAUGCAGGAAGUUCAAUGGAUCCAAAGUAUCAAAGAAAGCAGCAAUCCACGUACAUAGCUGAUAAUUUCAAUUCCUUGGAUGAGGUUGUCUCUGCAUUGAGAGAAGCUGGCCUUGAAUCAUCUAAUUUAAUACUUGGUAUUGACUUCACGAAGAGCAAUGAGUGGACAGGCAAGUAUUCAUUCAAGAGGAAAAGCCUUCAUGCAAUCUGUGACACACCUAACCCAUACGAGCAAGCCAUCUCCAUAAUUGGUCAAACUUUGUCUCCUUUUGAUGAAGACAACUUGAUUCCUUGUUUUGGAUUUGGUGACGCAUCAACACAUGAUCAGUACGUGUUCAGUUUUUACCCUGAUCAACGAUCUUGUGGUGGAUUCGAGGAAGCUCUUGCACGAUACAGAGAAAUUGUUCCUUACAUUAAUUUGUCAGGUCCCACUUCUUUUGCCCCCAUAAUUGAUGCUGCUAUUGAUAUUGUGGACAGAAGCAAUGGGCAGUAUCAUGUCCUCGUCAUUAUUGCAGAUGGACAGGUUACCAGGGGUCCUCAUAUUCAACCUGGAAGGUUAAGCUUACAAGAACAAGCAACUGUAAACUCUAUUGUUGCUGCAAGCCAAUAUCCUCUUUCAAUUAUUUUUGUUGGAGUGGGAGAUGGGCCGUGGGAUGCAAUGGAACAAUUUGAUGAUAACAUUCCACAUCGUGCAUUUGACAAUUUCCAGUUUGUUAACCUUACAAAAAUCAUGUCUGAGAACAAGGAUAUGUCAAAGAAGGAGGCAGCUUUUGCACUUGCUGCACUCAUGGAAAUUCCAUAUCAGUACAGAGCCACCCAAUGCCGUCCUUUCAUUGAAAAUGCAGGAGCUCCAAGGACAAAGCCGCUUCCUCCUCCACGUGAAGUGAUAGAACAUGAUAAUUCUGUUAAAUCAUUUGCUCAUAUGACUAACUUUGAAUCAGUCAAGCAAACAGCAUCAGUGGAUCUAGUUUGUCCGAUUUGCCUCACAAAUCGAAAGGAUAUGGCUUUUGGGUGCGGCCAUUUGACUUGCAAGGAAUGUAGUGUGACAAUUUCAUCUUGCCCUCUUUGCCGGAAGCCCAUAACGACACGCUUGAGACUAUAUUCUUGAGUGGGAGACCUGCCUCUGCAAAUGUCAGGAGCUUUAACGUUGCUAGCGUAUCAUGGUCACACAUCAUCUUUUACAUAUACUGGGGUUAUAGAUCUUUAAAUAGCUCAAGUCUUGGGUGUAUAGAGUUACUUAAUUUUGGCUUGGUGUUGAUUACAUGAAUCCUUUCUUUUUUUCUGGUCUACCACAUGCAGAAAAGUGUGUGUAAAAAGUUUACUGCGUAACAAUAAUGUAAGUAGACUUUGGUUGAGAAAUUUAUGUCAUUGAAUUGAAUUCUAAGGCUUUUCCAUUGUUAA